Messenger RNA from Sphaerulina musiva SO2202, 1197 nucleotides. RefSeq lists its product as uncharacterized. The record is from RefSeq and is a predicted model, not a curated record. Bases 161 to 751 code for a protein of 196 amino acids. The transcript is spliced from 2 exons. NCBI's taxonomy places the organism in Eukaryota, Fungi, Ascomycota, Dothideomycetes, Mycosphaerellales, Mycosphaerellaceae.
CUGUACGAACUCCUGCACGAUUCAGGACAAUAUCACGAUAGCCUACUUCCUGCAGCCACAUCUCCGAAGCUACUUUUCUAGCCUCGCCAAGUCCUGCAGUGCCACGCAUCGUAUCGAUCUAACACCUUUUUUACUACAUACAGUACCGGCACCUCCUAGAAUGCCCGCCAUGCCUGAGCAACAUCUUCCUCUCAUCAUCACCACUACCAAUACCAAUUCCAAUUCCAAUAUCAACAAUACCAACAACACCUACUACUACUCCCCUGGAGACAAUCUUCCGCAGAGAACCUACUCCCGAUCAACAUCCGCCUCGCCUCCCCCAUCGCCUACCGCGCGCAGAAAGCGCACCAUGUCAUCUUCCACAUCGAGCUCCGCUAGCGCCUCACCCAUUCUCGAGCCACGACGUCUCUCUAUCACAUCUCCUUCAGCAGCAGCAGCAACACCACAUCCUCGCCCUCGAAAGGCAACGUGUACCUCACAAUCGCAGCUUCCGGAGGCGAUACCAGAACACCACGUGCCGGAAUUCAAGCUACAAUCAUCAUCUGCUGCAGAGCAAGAUCCAUUGCAGAUCAAAGCCCAUUUGACGGAGCUUCUGAAUUGCGAACAAGUUCGUAAUGAUCCGAUUAUGCGACAAUAUGUUCAAUCUCGUUUGUUUGAAUCGGAAUUGGAGUUGAAGCGUCAACGACGAAGAAGACUUAGCCUUCCUACUGCUUCGAUACCAGAAUUCGCAAUCGAUGAUUCUCUUCGUUGAGGGGAGAUGAUGUUGAUUCAAAAGCCCGGAUGCCGCAAUGGAGUUUAUUGUUAUUGUUAUUGUUACUAUUGAUGAUGAUGAUGACGACGAUGAUUAGCGUGGAGUUGGAAGGCGUCACACCUACACACAGACAGACAGAAAGUGCAGGUGAUUGCGGUUUGGAAAAGGAAAAGCUCACCAGCAGCAGCAGCAGCACACUUGGUUUAUUUCUUGGUUGCUAUCGUUGUUAGCAAGAUCACAACAGAGGAAAUUUCUUCUCUCUGUUAAAAAGUCGCAGUGAAAAGUGUAAGAUACUACGAAGAAGAAACAGUCGAAGCAGUCGUCGAAGCAGUCGUCGAAGGAAAAGAGGAAGAAGCAGCAGCACAGUCUUCUAAAAACCACCUGUAUCCUAUACAUAUACCUAUCUGUAUUGUAUAACAGUGCAUACUUAGGAGCGAUCACUUCUU